Messenger RNA from Echinops telfairi (small Madagascar hedgehog), 544 nucleotides. RefSeq names its product probable E3 ubiquitin-protein ligase makorin-2. The transcript is spliced from 4 exons. The record is from RefSeq and is a predicted model, not a curated record. Bases 44 to 457 code for a protein of 137 amino acids. Gene Ontology annotation, molecular function: ubiquitin protein ligase activity; metal ion binding. Gene Ontology annotation, biological process: protein polyubiquitination. Lineage: Eukaryota; Metazoa; Chordata; Mammalia; Afrosoricida; Tenrecidae.
GGGCUGCCUGCGCACCUGGCGCAGGAAGCGGCCGGACUUCCCGAUGGACAUCAUCAAGUCCUGCCCCCAGUGCCGCGUGCGCUCCAGCUUCAUCAUCCCUAACAAAACCUGGGUCGGCAAGGGCCCCAAGAAGGCGCAGCUCAUCCAGAGGUUCAAGGCUCGGACAAGCCAGAUCCGAUGCCGGUUCUUCUGGCAGGGGAAUGGCCACUGUCCCUUCAAGUCUGACUGCAUCUACCAGCACCAGGCCCCCUUACAGAAGGCCUUGAUUUCUGGUCCUACCUGGCCUGAGAGUGUACUGCUGCCCUCUGGGAGUGAGGUGCUGAGUCCAGCCGUGUUCCUCCGGCACCCUGAGCCGGAAGACAAUGUGGUCUUCACAGACUGGCCCUGCCCAUGGUCUCUGGGGCCUCCCCUCUUCUCCCCUUCUCCUGGAGCUCCUCCUGGAUGCCAGCAGUUUUGACCGUGGCCGCCUAGAACCAGGAUCAACUUGCUGGGAUGAAGGGGGCAGAGUUUGAUUGGUGGUUGGGUCUUUCCCUGGGUGGUCAUG